AAACCAAUUUUGGAGGAACAACGAAGUGAAAAUAACCCACCACACAUUCUUAUUUUGGACGUAUUUAUUGAUAGGGUAUACAGCAUGGUCCUAAACACUACCAGCAACGUCAGUACCACUGCAGAAGAACUACAGGGAACCCACGCGAUUGCUAACUUUCAGAUGGCGUUUUCACAGACACUGGUCUGUGUCUUACUAUAUGUGAACUGUGCCAUGAUCUUCACAUUCUUCAAAAAGGAGGCCUUUCGAGAGAACACACGCUACAUUUUGUUUGCGCACAUGCUGGUCGUCGACACCAUGCAGCUGGCGUUGGUUGAUUUGGCGGUCGUGAUAGUCUAUUGCCGCAUCUUCCCACCUGACGGAGUGCGCAUCCUUCUGAGCAUGUUAAUGUUCGCUUUAAGCUGUCACACACCUCUGACUCUAACUGCAAUGUGCUUGGAACGCUACGUAGCUAUUUGCAUGCCACUAAGGCAUGCCGAUAUCUCUACAGUCAAAGCUGCCUGGGUUAGUAUUGGCAUUGUUUGGGUUAUUGGCUGGGUCCCCACCAGCAUUGAUCUCUUUAUUGUCAUAGCAACACAACGACCACCUAUUUACACGGAAGGCGUAUAUGUGUUUUACGAAAUUAUGUUAAGGUACCCGUGGCAAUACAUUCUGAAGUCAAGCAUCUCUUUGUUCUAUUUUGCCGUAAUAGUCGGAAUUGUGGCAUUCACCUAUAUUCAGAUAAUAAGGGUAGCUAGAUCUGCUUCAGCAGAUAAAAACUCCACGUCCAAAGCUUCCAACACGAUAACCCUGCAUGCUUUUCAGUUAGUGCUUUGUAUAGUCGUACUUAUUUGCCCUCUUAUAGAAGCGGAGGUAAAGAAAAUAGACGUGAAAAGCCUAUCAAGCGUGCGGUAUUUUGACUUCAUUGUCUUUACUUUGUCCCCGCGCUGUUUAAGUCCACUUAUCUAUGGACUGAGGGACGAGAAAUUCAGUAGGGUGCUUAAAUAUUAUAUUAUUUGUGGAUUGACAAAAACAGUGGUCCCAGUUGCAAUAGACGUGUAG
This is a messenger RNA of Acipenser ruthenus (sterlet), 1041 nucleotides long. RefSeq names its product odorant receptor 131-2-like. Gene Ontology annotation, biological process: G protein-coupled receptor signaling pathway. Bases 85 to 1041 code for a protein of 318 amino acids. Gene Ontology annotation, molecular function: G protein-coupled receptor activity. NCBI's taxonomy places the organism in Eukaryota, Metazoa, Chordata, Actinopteri, Acipenseriformes, Acipenseridae. Gene Ontology annotation, cellular component: membrane. The transcript has 2 exons. The record is from RefSeq and is a predicted model, not a curated record.